AUGAAAAAGAUCAACACGCAAUGGCAGAAGGCGCAAGAGACAAUUUUUGUUGAUUGGAUCAACAACACGCUAUCACCGGACGUUAAUGUGACGUGUCUUGGAGAGGACUUGAAGGACGGAAUCAUUCUGAUGCAAUUAGUUGAAAAGUUGUCUGGAAAAAAAUCGCCACAGAAAUUGGUCCAACACCCCAGAUUUAAAAUACAGAAAAUUUCCAACUGUUCAAACGUGCUAAAAUUUGUAGAACAGGAGUUCAAGAUCAAACCUCUGUGCUCAGCAGAGAACAUUGUAAACGGAGGUGGAGAGAUCAAGUUUCUUCUUGGCCUUCUUUUCCAGGUGUUUAUGAUGUUCCAUAAGUCAGAUCUUCUCGCACCACAAAACACGGAGAAACAACAGAACGAAAUUAUCUUAAAAUGGCUCACGGAACUUUUGUAUCCCUACCAACUGGUGCUAAGUUCGAUCGACAAAAUGAUGGAAAAUUUCUACAACGGAAAAAUUCUUGUCGCUUUGCUCGACCUAUUCUUUGAACAGAAUACCGAAUUUUAUAAAUAUAUGAUGAGUAAAGGAGAUGGCGAAAGAAUUGGACUUUCAAUGAGAAUGGCACACGACUUGUUGGGGGUAUCAGAGGUGUUGACUACCGAGGAUGUCAUCGCGAAAAAUAUCGACUUCAGGGUGUUCUACUUUUAUUUUGAUUUCCUCAUGAACGCUUUUAAGAACAAGAGUACUAUUAUGGACAUUGACUUAAUCCAGUUAGUUGAACAAGCGCUCCAACAACUCAAUGGGACUCAACAAAAAGCGGUGGAUUCAAAACAGGCAGACGAGAAAGGAAAACAAGAGAGGUAUGAUGAACAACAAAGAGAAAUUGCAAGAAAAAGAGAAGCCGAAGAACUCAAACAAGCCGAAACGAGGAGACAAGAAGAAGACCACAAAAAAAGCUUCGAAGAAAAAGUAGAAAAGGAGGAAUACGUCAUGAUACCGAGAAAAGAAGACGAAGGCAAACAACUUUGCAAAUUCCAGUCAGACCAAAAUCUCAUGAAAAAGAAACUCCCACCAAUUCCAACGAGACGAAGUCAAACCUCCCUUGCACAGAGACACACUGCAACAAACACAUCGUCCGCGCAACAACAGAAGACUGAAAGGUUUAAACCAAUCGUCUUAAAAGAUGUCAUGUGCAGAGGAAGUGUUGGAGAAAGCGUUAAAGAGCCCUCUCGUGAAAUUUCUGACAAAAAGGGAGAUUUAGUUCCACUGAGGUUCACAAAUGGAUCGAACACAGAAAGGAGUUGCAAGUGUGAAUGUGUAAGAGAACAACAAUUACACCCAUCUUUGCCUUCAAGAGCAACAGAGACAAGAGAUGAACGCCUGAUCAAGGAAUUUAAUGGUUCUUCUGAAAUUUCUCUCCAACAUGAUGAUGGUUAUGCCGAACACAAAGGGCUUUUCCACAGGCAUAGGCGUUUGUAUGGUUCGGACAGAGAAAUAGCCAGAACAGAAGCUCCCACCCGAACGGUGAGAACAACAACUCACCAAGAACGAUACACAAGCAAUGGGAGAAAUUGCUACAAAGAGACUUACUUCGACAGCGGGCAAGAAACUGUUACAUACGAGACGCACGAGACGAUAGUCUUUGGUGGGUUUUGGCUGAUAUAA
Entamoeba invadens IP1 is the source of this 1641-nucleotide messenger RNA. RefSeq lists its product as hypothetical. Gene Ontology annotation, molecular function: protein binding. The record is from RefSeq and is a predicted model, not a curated record. The transcript has a single exon. The coding region runs from base 1 to 1641 and encodes 546 amino acids. Lineage: Eukaryota; Evosea; Mastigamoebida; Endamoebidae.